Molecule: messenger RNA, 702 nt
Organism: Spodoptera littoralis (African cotton leafworm)
Lineage: Eukaryota; Metazoa; Arthropoda; Insecta; Lepidoptera; Noctuidae
Source: the annotation of a GenBank genome assembly
AUGAACCGUCUUGUGUGUAUGAAUCGUUGUUACGUCAAUACAUUAAGAAGUAAUGUUGUUAUUAAUUCCUCAAUACUUGCUCCCAAAAGGCCGAUACAGCCCAGUUUAUUUAUUAGUCGCGGAACUCAUGAACAAAAGCACAAAAUUAAGUCAACACUUAACUAUAUGAUAGCUGUUGGAGUAAUGACCGUAGGUUUAAGUUAUGCUGCUGUACCACUAUACAGGAUAUUUUGUCAGGCUUACAGUUACGGUGGCACCACAGGUUUAGCGGAAUCAGACAAUAUAAGCAACAUGGCUGCCAUUAAAAAUAGACCAAUCAAGAUCAGGUUCAACGCAGACACUGCAUCCUCAAUGCAGUGGAACUUUAAACCUCAGCAGAUGGACAUUACUGUGGUGCCUGGUGAAACUGCCCUAGCAUUUUACACUGCUCUGAACCCCACAAAUAAGCCAGUGACAGGCAUCAGCACAUACAAUGUGAUCCCAUUUGAAGCCGGCCAGUACUUCAACAAGAUUCAGUGCUUCUGCUUCGAGGAACAACAGCUGAACCCCCAUGAAAAGGUGGACAUGCCAGUAUUCUUCUACAUUGAUCCAGAGUUUACUGAUGACCCAAAGAUGGAGUUUGUGGAUGAGAUUGUGUUGUCAUACACUUUCUUUGAGGCUAAGGAAGGCAUGAAACUGCCUGUGCCUUCAUAUGUCAAGUAA